CUUUUUCCGAUAACAGAUUAGUCACUGAAGCUAAAAGCUAACUUGAGUUCAGGUUACCAAAGUAUCCACAUUAAGUGUAUAGUUGACAACCUUCUAAUAAGAUAAAACAAACAUUCCCGUUACAUCGUCAAAAUGAGUUCCGUUUUGAAAGAAUCUACCAACUAUGUUUGGUGUACGGAAGAAAAGGGAGUUCUAGGAAAGGGAGCAACGGCUGCGGUUUACCAAGGCGUUAAUAAACAUAAUGGAAAACCAGUUGCCGUGAAAGUAUUCCACCGGUCCAGCUGUACGGAACUUCACAAUGUACAGAUGCGGGAGCUCGAAAUGCUCCGAAAGAUGAAGCACAACAAUAUCGUAAAGUUGCUGGAUAUCGAAGAUGAUCAGGAAGGUCGAGGUAAGGUAAUUGUAAUGGAAUUAUGCACUGGUGGCAGUUUGCUCAAUAUAUUGGAUGAUCCGGAGAAUACCUACGGGUUACCACAACGUGAGUUCCUGCUAGUGCUGGAACAUCUGUCAGCAGGAAUGAAGCAUUUGAGAGAUAACAAUCUUGUUCAUCGAGAUUUAAAGCCAGGUAAUAUUGUGAAGAACAUCUCAGAAGAUGGCCGCACAAUAUAUAAACUCACCGAUUUUGGAGCGGCACGAGAAUUGGAAGAAAAUCAGCAGUUUGUGUCGCUGUACGGUACAGAGGAGUACUUGCAUCCAGAUAUGUACGAGAGAGCUGUGCUUCGAAAGUCCACGAAUCGGAGCUUUACAGCAAACGUGGAUUUGUGGUCCAUAGGCGUAACACUUUAUCACGUUGCAACGGGAAACCUUCCCUUUCGACCAUUUGGUGGACGAAAAAAUAAGAAAACAAUGCACCAUAUAACCACUAAAAAAGAACCAGGUAUCAUUUCCGGAACACAAACCAGCGAAAAUAGUCCCAUCGAAUGGUCUCGUGAUCUGCCACUUCACUGUCAACUGAAGGCAGGGUUGAAGUAUCUGGUAACACCGCUGCUCGCUGGGCUGUUGGAGGUAAAUCAAACAAGAAUGUGGUCCUUUGAUCGCUUUUUCCGUGAAGUCCAACACAUUCUGAAUAGGAAACGCGUUAAUAUAUUCUAUGCAAAUCGGGCAACUUCCAUCGAGGUUUACAUGGACCCGAAGGAAACUUGCUUCAAUCUAAAGGAGCAUAUUUUCGUGCAGACGGCAGUUCCUCAUAGUGCACAACUGCUGCUUAUGGACACGGAGUUACAUGACCUUAAAGUUGGUGCCGAUAGUACUGCUCAUGGUUACCCGGAAAGUGAAGCAGAGAGUCCGCUUAUGUUGUUCAAUAUUGAGGAUAAUAACGUUUCUCUUCCGGCCGAGCUUGAUCUGCCGAAGUUUCCCUCGUUUCCCAGUGGUAUACCGGUGGAGAGCGACGCGAAUUUGGCGAAGGUUGCUUGUAGUGUAGGACACGAAUACAAGCGUCGUAUAGAGACGUUCUCCAGUUUGGACACCCUGAUGAAUAAGGCCGUGGAGCAAUUUGCAGGAUUGCUGAAGAGCUUACUGAUGAAAUUGCAGGAACGGGUAAAGCAUUUCGAGGAUAUGGGCAAUUCUAUUUGGGAGAUAGCGGAUCUAGUGGAAAUAGCGGUGUUGAAUAACGACUCGUAUCAGCAUAAAGCAACCACCAUUAGCACGGAAUUGAAAGUAGUAAAGGCAGACUUUCAGCGUGUGUCGGUUCCAGUUCAGAAGCUAUUCAAUCGCUUCGUCUUGGAUGAGUCACUGAGCCGUGAUUGGAUUACCGCAUACCGUGAUUUACGCAGUCCAAACAAGCACCGGGUGAAUGAAAAAGCGAAGCAUUUGGUAGACUGUCUGCGUGAGUCUUGGCAGAAUCUGCUGCCAAAAUGUUCCACAUGCUCGCUGAUCUUUGACGACGAAAAGCUUCAUGCAUUGGAAAAAAUGACCGAAACUGGAAAGCGAGUGAAAGCACUCCUGAACGAUGACGUACGUCCGGCAGUCGGGCUGGCAGCAGAAUGCUUUGCAGACUGGUAUAAGAAAGUGCAAACAAUUUUCCUGCAGACGCAGUUUCUUCACAAGGACGUUAAAUCGCAUGAAGGGAAAUUGCACGAUAUUCGUGAGCAGCUGAUUCAGAUCAAAGAAGAUUUGAAGAAGGAUAUCAAGAACGACGGUGAAGUGUCGAAGAUUGCCAAUGAAACUUCGGUGAACGAGCAAAAUAUCGAGUGCAUGAAAAAAUCCAAAGAGAGGCAAUGCUAUUUGAAAACUUUGUUUAAUUAUCAGCGUGAAAUCGAAAAGAUUUUACAGCAAAACAGUGAGCUAAUCGAAACGGUUCAGCAGUUAUCUAUGAACAGAUGAUGAUAAUUGAUAAUUGAUAAUUGAAGAUAAUCGAUUAUAGAUUAUAAAUAACGGGUCGAAAGCGAUGAAAUGUAAAUAAUAGCUGCUAAGUUAAUUAUUGAAUUUGAUUCUAGUACCUAAAUAUUGGAGUGUACCCAUUAAUUCACUGCGUUCCAGUAUAAGUACGGUAUGUGUUGCCUCUAAUUAUGAAUUGUGUAACACAAACAAUACAGUCUGUUAUGGAUUGUAAACACAGACUUUCCUCAGUUCCUGACUAGGAAUUCCAUUAUUUAUCAUAAUUUGUGAUUCAUCGACAGCAAUAUUGGACCUUUCAUAUUACUCUUAUUUUGUGAUCUACGUAGUAUUAUUAU
Sabethes cyaneus is the source of this 2672-nucleotide messenger RNA. Its product is annotated as serine/threonine-protein kinase TBK1-like. Lineage: Eukaryota; Metazoa; Arthropoda; Insecta; Diptera; Culicidae. Gene Ontology annotation, cellular component: cytoplasm. The transcript is spliced from 5 exons. Gene Ontology annotation, molecular function: protein serine/threonine kinase activity; ATP binding. The coding region runs from base 133 to 2322 and encodes 729 amino acids. The record is from RefSeq and is a predicted model, not a curated record. Gene Ontology annotation, biological process: peptidyl-serine phosphorylation.